AUGGGUGGUUGGGAUGUCAAUUGCGCGUUCUGUUGUGGACCAUUUGGGAUAUACGAUCCUUUUGGUGCCGAGGACGACGGUUACGACAGAAGUGUCAUAUCUUCUGAAGAGUUGGAGUGGUUAGACGCAGUUCGAGUGUUUGGAUUCAACCCGGCAAGCUUUGCGAGUGAUAAGUGUUUCAUAACUGGAGUUGGAAACGGUCAGGAAUAUGGUUCCGUAGAUGUUGUUCGAGGGCAGGAUCCCAACGUUCCACAGUCUGACUCGAGCUUGGAUCCGGAUCCAUCAGAAAUGAUAAAUAUCACGGUAUAUCCUGAUGAAAGCAUUUCUCCAGAUGAUCCUUUUGCUGUUCCUUUUCAUAUGCCAUGUUAUGAACUCUUCGUUCAGGUGGUAGCCUUCCAUACAUAUGGCAAAACAUCGUGGCCAUCUUUAGGUACCCAAAUAAUCGAAAGAGAAGCAUUGUGGCAGGUAAUGAAAGGGCUGCAUCCACCAUAUGGUCAUGCUCUUUCACUCAACUACAGAGAAUUGAAUCAUUCUGCCGAAGAUCAAUAUUGGUGGAAACCUUGGCUGGCGAAUCCGUACUCUCUAAAAAUCCAAGAAUUUAUGGACAUUUUGAAGACGGGAAACAAUUUCGGGUUAAUCUCAGAUUCCGACAAAAAUCAAGCUUUGCAAAGCAAGACCGAUAUCAAGCCAGCUACAGCAAAUGCCAAUCUCAUAAUGCAGGCAUCUCCUUUUAACGGACUUACAGCUGAGGUUUUGCACGAGAUUUUGCUAUAUCUGCCAUACGACGACCUCCGGAAUUUUGCACUUUCCGGUAUUUCUAACAAUUCAUUGCAUAGAUAUCAAAGCUUUUGGAAACGGAAGCUUCUUCUUGAUAUGCCCUGGCUCUGGGAUCUCCCUACACCAGAAAAGGAGAUGAAUUGGUGCUCGAUUUAUAACGAAUUUCGCCGUCAAUGCUUUGCCCCUAACCAGUAUAAGAAUGUUCAACAUACAUCAGACACCUCUUCGGCUACUCAACUAGACCAUCCUAUGGUCUUUGGUUUGGCGAAUCGGAGAAGAAUUUGGCAGACUUGCGAACAACUGGCUGAGGUGUAUCUGGAAGAGGUGAAGAGGAGGCACAGUGGCGAUGAGGGAGAGAUUGAGCAAAAUAGUAUCUCGUCGGUGACAACACUCGUUGCUUUUCCUACGCAGAAGGGGGCGGUUGGCUUAAGAACUUGUUUCUUGAAAUCUUGGGAAGAACUCAAUGUGGAGAAAAUAUUAAACCUAUAUUUUCAGGAGGAUGGAAUAUUAGUCGGGGCGAGCAUUAGUAUGGAUGGGAACACCAACAAAGAAGUGUUUGGGGAUACAAGCGACAUACAAGAGUCGGUUAUUAUUCCUAAAGAUACUUGGGUGGCGAACAUCGAGCUUGUGUUGAGUAAUUCCCACUGCUUGGACAAGGAUGCCAAAGUAGGAAUUUGUGGUAUGACAAUCCACCUAAAAGACCAGACGAUCCUAGAAGUUGGUACCCAAGAUGGCGCACGACGACUCUUGGAAAUUGACGGAAAAAUGACUUUUACAGGUUUCACUGGGGAGAAAGGAAAAGACGGCCCAAUCCAAAGAUUAGGACUCUUGAUCUGCAACCAAGAUAAAUACUCAACCCACACCCCCUCCCAACCAACAACCCGUACCAAAACCCUCUGGACACCCACACUUCCACCUCAAUCUCUCACCGUAAGCCCCUACAACACAGGCUACUGGACCGCCGCCCGUUCUCUCGACACCAUCCCAGCUCAAUACCUCAUCCUAGGCGAAUCCUUCACCGAUCUCAAAAAGAUAACCGGCAUCUCAGGCGAUCCUCAGCUCCGCGAUCUAACCUUCCAUUACGUCGACGGCACCGAACAAACAAUCGGUGCAAGUCGAAUGAAACCACAUGGCUCUGACCCCCCAAGAAAGAGGUUCGAUAUCGAUGGUCCCGGGGGAGAGAGAAUCGUAAGUGUGAGUAUAGGCAUGAAUGCGCUACCACAAGCUAUAAAAAUCACCACCUCCCUCUCCCGCACCGCAUUCUUCGGGCACACCCAAAAAAACGCGCACACAACCUACACCGCCCCCAUCAACGGUUUCGUCGCCGGCAUCUACGGCACCUGGGGCUACUUCCACGGCGCGAACCAUAUGCCGGAUGUACACGCGAAAUGUACGUCUAUUUCGGUGUUUGGGGGGGAAGGGGAGGCGGGGAAGAUAGGUGAUGGGACGACGUUUAGUAUUGGGAGGAUGGAGGGGGGAAGGUGGGUCAGUGGUGGGGAGCAGGAUUUGGCGUUGACGGGGGAGGGGAGUGGGAGGGGAGGAGGGGGGAGGGGAAGGUUUGGUGAGGGGAGGAAGAGGAUAGCUGAUGCUGGUGGAUGUAGGUAG
Molecule: messenger RNA, 2382 nt
Organism: Glarea lozoyensis ATCC 20868
Lineage: Eukaryota; Fungi; Ascomycota; Leotiomycetes; Helotiales; Helotiaceae
Product: F-box
Exons: 10
Coding region: 1-2382 (793 amino acids)
Molecular function (GO): protein binding
Source: RefSeq, a predicted model, not a curated record